This is a messenger RNA of Hyphopichia burtonii NRRL Y-1933, 1910 nucleotides long. It is a transcript of the gene PEX19, whose product is annotated as Pex19p. Bases 485 to 1567 code for a protein of 360 amino acids. NCBI's taxonomy places the organism in Eukaryota, Fungi, Ascomycota, Pichiomycetes, Serinales, Debaryomycetaceae. The record is from RefSeq and is a predicted model, not a curated record. Gene Ontology annotation, cellular component: peroxisome; peroxisomal membrane. The transcript has a single exon. Gene Ontology annotation, biological process: protein import into peroxisome membrane.
GAUUUUGAUUAAUUGUUUGUCUGUUUUCGUUUGAAACUCGCCUCGUGAUAUAAAAAAGAAAGAAAAAACCAUUUUUGAAAAGAUAACUUUUUGUCGUGUGAUACCCAAGUAUACAAACCACCCGUACAUCUGAUUAAGUCCGUACAUCUCCUGUUUCUACUCAGAACCAUCUGCACUGAUCUUGCACUGAUAAUUACGUCCGUGAACAACCAUUAGUGGCCAUUAACAAUAAACCACCCGAUUGAAGUGUUCUUUUAGCUUUAGCUCGAGCAAUUCACGUGUAUCUGCUUCCACUCGUAUACCAAUUCAGAGAGAUAGCUCUGUCAACGUUAUAGUAGUUGUUCCACCCCUCAAUACUCCCCCACAAGUUUUUUUUUUUUGUUCGGUCAAGCUGAAGGAAACUGAAAAUUACCUGAAUCAACUCUUUUUAUUAGUAUUGAAGAAGUUGUUUUGAAGUCUUUGUUGCUAAUAUUCAAUUCCCAAUAUGUCUAGUGAAACACCCAAGAAGGAGCCAGUUGCUGGUGCUUCUGCAGAAGCAGCUGCUGAGAAGACACCGCAGAGUACCGAGGUCAAGGUUCCAGCCAAUACUGAAAGUAGUUCGAGUAAACCAAGCGAAACAGAAACCAAGGCCAACGGCGAGGAUGAUGAGGAUGAUUUGGACGACUUGGAUGACUUGUUAGACGACUUUGCUGAAGAUGUAUUGAAUAAACCACCAGGCUCAGCCAGAAGCCAAACCGCGGAUAAUCGAAGUCAGACCAAUGAAGAUUUCGCUAAUGAAUCUUCUAGUAAAGGAGCUACUUCCGCUAACAAGCCGGUGAAUGACGAAUUUAAGACCAAGAUCGAAGAUUUGAUUAAAGAUUUGAAUAUAGAGGAUCCGGAUACUAAAGAUCAAUUUGAAAAAUUGGUUAAGGAAUUUGAAAAUGAUCAUAAAGAAGAUAUGGAUACUGCUACUAAAAACCCACAAUAUUUCGAUGAUAUCAUGAAACAGACCAUGAAUCGUUUGAAGAAAUCGGGCGAAACCAUUGAUGAACAAUUGAAAAAUGAUCCUUCAAGUGGUAAUCCAGAAGAUAUGCUCACGCAAUUAUUGGCAGGUCUUGGUGGUCCAGAUGGCGCAGGUUCUGGCGACGGUGAUUUUGAUAUGUCGAAGCUAUUGGUUGAUAUGCUUGAACAAUUGUCUUCUAAAGAAGUUUUGUAUGAACCUAUAAAAGAUCUCAACACUAAAUUUCCUGAUUAUCUUAAAGAAAAGAAAGGGGUGAUUUCAGAAGAAGAACAUCAGAAUUAUACCAAGCAAUACGAAAUUACCAACGAUAUAGUGGCAAUGUUUGAAUCAUCUGAUUUCAAUGAUGAAGAUAAACAAAAGAGAGAACAAGUCAAUGCGUUAUUAGAAUCGUUGCAAGAGUUAGGCCAACCUCCUGCUGAUUUAGUCGGCGAUGCAAGCGAAUUCCCUGGUUUUGGUGGAUUAGGAGGUGCCUCCGGUGCUGGUGCUGGUUCUGGUUUAGAUUUUAACGAUAAAGAUUUACCCCAAGAUAUUGAAAAAGAACUCGAAGAAGGCUGUAAACAAACUUAAUGACCUGUUUUACGAAGUACUAAAAAGAAAAGUGAAAAAAAAAAAAUUGUUGAUUACUUUUACUAUUUAUAAUGUUUCUUUAAUUGGUAUAUAGAAUUCUUGAUGUUAAUUAAUUAUACGUUCAAUCCUCCUCUUUUAGAAAAUUCUUCAUAAUAAUCAAGCAUUUGUGGUGUAAUAUUCUUGGUAAUUCCAUUUAAUGCAUGUAAAAAGUGUCUUUCUUCAACUUUGGUACUCUGUUUAUCUUCCAUUAUAGCUGAUAACCCGGCUUCUUGACAUAACAAGGCUACUUCAGCUCCUGAACAACCCUCAGUUGAAAAAGCUAACGAUUUCAAAAAGUCUUCAC